Parasteatoda tepidariorum (common house spider) is the source of this 479-nucleotide messenger RNA. Lineage: Eukaryota; Metazoa; Arthropoda; Arachnida; Araneae; Theridiidae. The record is from RefSeq and is a predicted model, not a curated record.
AAUGAACACGUCACUUACACGUUUUUUCUGCAUGGAUACAAGGGAAAUUGAUACAAUUAUUAAACGCUAUGUGAAUACAACAGAUUAUUACAAAGGGGUUUUCAACCCAAAAGUUAUUCACAGAAAGCUUCAGUUACGUAAACCUGGUUCGGUUUUUGUUGUCAAUACUUCUCCACUUCCGAAUAACGAGAUUCAACAUCUGCAUUGGGUGGCGAUGUAUGUUUUGGAUGAGAAUGAAUUAGAAUUUUUUGAUUCCUUCGGAAAAUGGCCAGAAUUUUAUGGAGGCUACGUAGCAUUAUUCGCUGAUAGUUUUCGGGAGUGUAAUUGGAAUGAUCAUUGUUUCCAAGGAAAUGAAUCUCAAGUAUGCGGUGGUUAUUGUUGCUAUUUUGCAAUACAUAGAUGCUCCUACGGCUCACUACAAAGCCUAAUUGAUGAAAUGAAGGAAAAGGGAAUCAAUGAUAAUUGGAUGCAUGAAAGCC